AUGGCUAUGCUGAUCGCCCUAGGGUCGACCUUGGCCUUGGUGCCUGGGAUCCGUGCUCCCGCGUGCCUUGGACGGCUGCAGCGGCAGCGGCUGCAGCGGCAGGUCAUCCCCAAGUGCAUCCCGCAGCUGCGAAUUCCCAAUCGCCCGCCCAAGAAGAGAGUUGCACAAACCAUUUCAGAGGGACGUCGCCUAGUGAAGAUCGAGAGUUUGAUGGAUGUGGCAGAAAGCAUGAAAGAGUUGAAGUAUGAGGAGGCCAGAGCAGGAGGCGCGCGGCUAGAUCCGAGGAGCAAACGUCGACCAAAGCUUCAGACAUUCAUGCAACGGUCACCCAAAGACGACUUCGAAGGCGCGUAUGGCAAAAUCACCGAAUAUGGCGGACAGAUCGCCAGAUGGCUUCCAGAUGUUCUCAGCGGCAACCGCGUGUGGAAGGAGCAGCUGGUGGCAGAGGACCUGGCGAUGCUGUUCGAUGCCUUUGAGGUGGAUCUGGAACAAGAGCUGGCGCCUGUGGUCAUUUAUGGAUUGCGGGAAGCCUUUAAGACAACCAACCUGCAAGAGAUCACCAUCAUUCUGGAAGCGAUGGCAACAGCUCGGCUCACCUACGAUGAGGCUUACAAGGUUGUGGGUGAGACUGGCUCGAUGUUCUGCUUGUACGCCCCUGAGGAUGAGGUGGCCGAGUUCGGUUUUGCCCUAGCUCUGGCCAAACAACGCAUUUCCAAGCAGCGCUAUUUGCUGCUGAAGGAAGGCAUGGAGAUCCAUUUGAGAUCCAUCCCAGGCAGUCGGGUUCGGCUCCUGGCCUGGGCUGCUUCAGAGGCAGGGACCCAACUUCCAGAUCUGCUGGGCGAGGCUCCUGGAAAGGUGGACCCAGACCUGGCGCAGCACGUGUGGUCCACCUGUUCACAGCUGGCAGGAAAGGGCCAGCUAUGGCAAGGCUGGCCCUUGCCGGUGGUGGAGGUUGCUCAGGUGUUGAUGAAGGACCAUUUGCAAGCUCUGGUGGAUCUUGCCAACAGCAAUGACCUAUGGCGACCAUCCGCGCGAAAAGGUGGCACCGGCCAGGACGCAGGGGCAGCCAUCGAAGGUUUCCCUUGGACGGCUCUGUUGGCGUCUCCCUCCCACAGAUCGAACCCUGCAGCCACAGCAUUUCGGCAGUGGGUGGCAGACUCUUUCCAAGCUCCGUUGGCACAUGUUGAGGCUGUCAGAUUAAUCCGAUAUCGCCACGGAGAGGCGCCCCAAAGCGCGCGGAGCGACCUUCGCCCCGCUGAUGACACUAGCCUUUGGCUCAGCGGCCAGCGUUUGGUCACGGUCAUGCUGCAGUUGAACGACAUCUCUGCGCAAGGCGGCGGUGAAACGUUCUUCCCAAACUUGCGAGAAGGAGAAGGAAUGCAGAUCCCGCUUCAAGCUGGAAAUGCCCUGGUUUGGCCUACUGUCACACGAGAUGGCGAUCCAACAGAUUUGACAAAUCGCAAGGCAUUGCCAACGGAGAACUGUGUGAAAUAUGUGGCCCUCACCUGGUUGAGGGCGCAGGGAUAUGAAGAUGUUGUCAAGAAUUUGCCGCUGAUCGAUCAGGCACUAGGUUGCAGCAUGCGCCUGUUCGCUUGCUGGUUGACCUUAGCCACUUGUCAUGGGCAGCUGACACCAGCUCAGCGGGAGGUGAUUGAGACAGCGAGGCAAUCAUCUAUAGAUGCCUCCACGCAAGCAGAAAACGAAAUCCUAGCAGUAUUUUCCACCACAUCAUUCCGCUGGGAACUGAAAUUACAAGGGGCAGCAGGGAGGCGCUUGGCUUCCCUCUCCGCAACGGAACUCCUGGAGAGGUUGAAAGUUGCGUUGCAGAAUCUGGAGUGGGUCACCAACUUUGGCUUGGACGCAAAUAGUUUGAAAUCUCAUCCAGGAGAAUCAGCCUUCAGUAUCAAAACCUUAGAUGCGUUUGGGGGUCGCUUCCCUACCAUGUGGGAACUGAAAGCCACCAAUUCCUCCAUCGUGGCGAACGUAUCGCAAGACCAAUGGGGUGUCAUGGAAGCCGCCGAAACGGGACUCUACCGGCUGCCGCCCUUCAGCAAAGUGCCACCGAGCCCCGAAGAGGCCAGAGAACGACCCAGGUACUUGGCAGGCAACACCCGACAGCUGGCCAUGGGCGUAAGACGCUAUGGUUCCAUCAGCGCCAUUCUUCGAAAUGAUGUCGUCCGCCAACGAGCAGUUAUUGUUGGUAGUGACACUGGUGGUUGGGAGUCCAUUUGCAACAAAUCCGUCACGCCAGUCCACAAGCCCAGCUGGUUCGCAAAGCUGGUUGAGGAUGCGAGCGUCAGCUGCGCUCCCGUGGAGCGGACGCCCUUGGGCGUGGCAGAGAGGCCGCUGCACAGCUUUCUGGCGAACGCGCGGACCUUUCGGAAGGUUGGUGGUGGGCUGGCACGGCAGAUUUAUCAAUUGUUGGGAGAAGACGCAGAUGUGAGGCCGCUCGAAGGAAAUAUGUAUAUGGAAGCAGCCCUCCUGGGCGAGAUGCGAGUCAAUGACACCAAGGUUUUGGUUGGCAGCUUCCCUGGCCUCUUUGGCUCCAAGAUGGGCGAGGACUUGAGGAAGUUCUGUUCUCGCCAUGGCGUGCCUCUAGCGUGGUCACUGAGCGAUGGCCAAGAAUGGACCAAAGAAGAAGAAGAGAAACUAGAUUGGUUGCCAUGGGAGCCCUUUGAAUAUUGGCACAGUGAUGGGGAAAGACUUUUAGAUCCCAUUGCUGGAUGGGCGCAUACCAGCCAGCCCUCCAGUGGAGGGAGUGCCAAAACACGCGCAUUGUGGGAGAAAGUUUGGGCCGAAGUGGCCAAGCAGAGGAGUCAGCUGCCACAUGGGCACUUCCUGACUCAAAGUUCCAUGAAAUCCUGGUGGAAAGGCAUCAAAUCUUCAGAUCUCCCAGUGCAGAUGCUUCGAGAAGGAGAGUGUUCUCCCAAUUUAUGUUUCGGUACCAUCCUUGCCGGAGGCAAUAGAACCUGCAUUUGCAGGGCUGAUGCGGUACAUGCUGGUGAGCUGAUGGUGAUUUGAGCGAGAUCAAAGCCUGUGCGGCUUUGCAACUAGGUUCCGAACCAGCGGUAUAGCUUGCAGCAGGCAAUGGCUCCUGAUCAAACCGUUGGUGCAAGACCUGAUGGGUUGUUCAACCUUGGCAUCCGACGUUGGAAUGCUGCUUUCCGGUAUGGCUGGUGAAAACACCCAGCCAUAAAGUUUCUGAAACAGGGAUCCCUGUACUUCAAGGGAUUUACGUCCUACCUGUGCAGCACAGAUCUUCCAGGCAAUGCCUUGGUUUGAAGGCGGUUGUUCUGUGCGGCGCACGACUCUUGCACCAAGGAUCAAAAA
This is a messenger RNA of Cladocopium goreaui, 3330 nucleotides long. Lineage: Eukaryota; Dinophyceae; Suessiales; Symbiodiniaceae. The record is from the annotation of a GenBank genome assembly.